Molecule: messenger RNA, 8259 nt
Organism: Pseudoliparis swirei
Lineage: Eukaryota; Metazoa; Chordata; Actinopteri; Perciformes; Liparidae
Product: ADAMTS-like protein 2
Exons: 18
Coding region: 4632-7556 (974 amino acids)
Biological process (GO): extracellular matrix organization
Cellular component (GO): extracellular matrix
Molecular function (GO): metalloendopeptidase activity
Source: RefSeq, a predicted model, not a curated record
CUGGAAGAGCUUAUACAAUAAUACUAAUCUGCUAUAGUUCUCUACUUUAGGGAGACGUUUAUUCACUGAUCAAAAGCAAAGUACAAACCACGGGGAGCUCUCCUCAACAUGCAAGUUGAAGCCCGAAAACCACACCCUUUUUUAGCACAUCAAGAUUCCAUCUUUUAUACCCAGAUCUCGUCACAGGUGCAUAUCCCAUCCCUCGUACCCCCGGGUGGGGGCUGUCUGUUGGCCGUGCCCCUCUUGGUAUGUGUAAAUACUGAUAACAAGUGUGAAUGUUGAAUACUGUCAGGCGUGUAGCUGCCCUUGAGCUGCAGACACAAUAUAUCUCUCUCCUCACAGGCAAAGUGCCGUCUCUUCUGAUGCUUUGCCGGAACCUAGACAUUACGGUCCCUUCAAUAAAUCAGAUUAAUAUUAACAAUCCCCAUUUUUACAUAAUUCAUUAUGUAACUCAAUUUAAUAUAAAUCUAGAAGAACUGGCUCGAUCAGUGACAGGGUGGAGAUCUGAACAUUAUAAGUAGAAAUAAGUGUUGUGUGAUAUCCAAAAACUUGAAAGAUGUCAUAAGAAGCUAAACUGAACCCUCUUAUAUCCAGGAUCUUUAUAUUCCUCGUACUAGAGAACCGUUGUCUCCAGGUAUUUGUAACCCUCUCCUUUCUACUGGAUAUUCCUCUGAGCACAUAGUAUGCUAAUACAAACACAGUAUGGAAAAAAACUCCCUAUCAUAACAGUCUCCCGCCUCUUUAAGUGUGUGCACUAUAUGGGAUAUGGUCAAACCUUAGCAAGUUAUGUGUACAGGAAGGGAGCGUCCAAUUCGGUUUCUUCCUCGGAUCCGUCGCCGUUGAUACUUAUCUGCUCACCAUCGUCCCCAUCCUCUCCAUUAGUUCUCGUCACUCAGUGUGACCUCGGUCCCAGUCCACGCCGGUUACUUUAAGGAAUGUGGAGGUUUCUUGCUGACGUCCCCCCCCCUCGUUACUUCUCUUAUCGUUAUUGUGUCUGAGCCUCCUGGUCCUCUCUGCAGUCUCCUCUCUACCGGUUCAGACUGGAGCAGCACCAGGCCGCUGUGUGUAUCUAUGUCUGGGGUUGUUGACCCUUGUCUGAGGGAGAGAGCUGUGUGUGCCCUCUGAAUCAUCUUUUAGAUGUACUUUAAGCCUAAUAUAACACAAUGUAAAAAUUUAAUACACCCUAUUGUUGUGGAAGCACACAAUUUGAACCAUUUUAACCAGCACAUUCCCCCCUUGGGAGACAGAGGUCUCUCACCAGACCGAAAAUGUUGUUGCUCCUGUGACUCUUCUGGUUCAUGUACUUUGCGUACAGCAGGAACCACUCAUGCAUCAGGUUACCAGCACCUGGUGGAUGAAUGCAUGAGCUGCUGCAGGUCUUCUUAGGGGUUGGGUCCUUUGGGGUGUUAUUGCUUAUAUCUUGUUAUCGAUUAUUAUCACAACACAUAAGAAAACGGAAAUGCCCUUUUAUAAGGGUUACACUCUACUAAUGUCACUUAAGGCAACUCGACUAGUCAAUGGCAGAAUAUGAUGUUUUUCUCAGGUGGUUAGACCUGAUAAGAAAUGCAAGCCACAACAAUAUUAGGUUAUAAAACACAUUUAUCAGAAUCGCAGGGUUCUCUAGAGACACCCUGAUGAACCGACAUCAUCGCAGGUCAAUCUGACCUUUAGUCCGAUAAUGGCUGUUACCUCCUAUUGCUAGGGACCACGUCUUCUUCUUGGGGUUCCAUGAGACGGGCAUUGUUCUUUCAGCUGGGCUCUCCAUCUUGUUUUCCUCCUUUCUGUGAGUGUGAAGGUCAUCCCCCUCUCCAGCUCCCUCAGCCAUCUGCUGGUGUUCUGGUGUGGAUUGGCCACGCCUUGCUUCACCUCUCCUCUGUGGCCGGCAGGGCUUUGCCGUGAUGGUCUCCUCUCCUCUGGCCUUCCUUCAGGUGCUUCUGCCUUGGUGCAGUGUGUGAUGUGGUUCCAGUGUGGUUUCUCUCCACUGCGGUGGGCGUGGUCAGUCCCAUCAGGUGGGGUCCAGUCUGACGUGGCUCAUCCCCCUUCCUCGGAUGGACCUCCUCCUCCUGUGGGUCUGGUCCGACGUGCCUCUCCUCCGUGGCUCCUUCCACCUGUUGAAACAGUGCUUCCUGCCUACCUGCCGCUCCCUGGAAAUAGCUUCGUAUUUCUUUGGCUAACAGCUCCCACGGGGACCUUUAUGAGGUCUCCCUGGUACGGUACGGGCCUAGGCCGUCCGGUCAGCCUCUCAUGGGGAGUUAACUGUGUACUACGGUUAGUUUGUAUUCUCAUGCUCAUUAAUGCCCACGGCAGAGCCGUCAGCUAGUCCAUUCUAGUCUCCCUGCAGAUUCUGGAUAGCUUUUCUUUCAGCGUACCACUAGCUCUCUCUCUGGGACUGGGGAUGAUGCCCCCAACCUAACCUCUGCUUGACCCUCAAUGACAGACAUAUUUAUUCAUUAUCGUGUUGUCAAAAGACACAACAAAUUACUCACCUGACAAAAUCAAGACUGUUUGCUGUUCUGGCUUCUCAGUGGUGGCCUGAGCUCCUCACUGACAUCAGGACAGCAGAAAGUCUCUAUAUCCUCCGCCGGAACCUAAAAACACACUUUUCCAACCAUACCUUGGAUAAAGACAGAUUAGCGCUUCAGUGGCAUUUACUUAUGGUAUUACUUUCUUAAAGAAAUGUUACCCACUUGAUUCUUGUAGUUCUGAGUUUGUACUCAUGGUUGAAUGCACUUAUUGUAAGUCGCUUUAGACAACCGCAUCAGCUAAAUGACUUGAAAUGUAAAAACUGCGUCCCCUUAUCAGAACUGAUUAUUGGACUUCUCUGGUUAGAAACUAAGCUCCAGUUAUAGCCUCAGCUUUGGCUGCUGGGCGGCUUCCCCCCCUCUGCUGAAUCUGUCAAUCACCACCAACACAUAUUGUUUUGCUUACCGGUCUGAUUAUAUCAAUGAAAUCAAAUAACACUAUGGCUGUCUUGGAGCUGGAAUAUGGCCUAUCGGAGCGAUGUGCGACUUUCUCAUGUCGUACUCCGCAACUUACGUCUGAUCGCACAGGAUUGUUGACUGUGGGUAACCUGUAUCGAGACCACCAGGUAGCCUGCAAAGCCUUCACCACCUCCCCCCUGGCUCCAUGGAAAUCACCAUGAGCCACCAAAACCAACUGAGGAAGGAGUGAAACAGGUGCUACCACCAACCCGCAUGAGACCGGACCCCCCUGUUAACCUUAACUGCUCCUCUUGAGAGGCAGUCGACUCAACCUCCACGAGAGCCCUCAUGGAGGCUGCAGGAUCAAUGUCCUCACUCCCUUCACGGAGUGUUCAUGAACAUCUCCUGCCUGAUACAUCACAAUACAAUACAAUACAAAAUCAAAAGAAGUACCGUGAGCGGCACAUUUAACAACAUCAUGGAGUGCAAAAGCUCUAAUAAGUCAUUAGCUGUCCUUGCAUUCCUGUCGGUCAUGUCAAGUUGUUGAAAUGCAGUUGAGACAGUCCACAUUCUGAUUCUAAACCUACUGCUAUCUGAUCUAUUGGUCUGUACUCGUCUGGCCCUCCUCUGCGUACUCUGGCGUCAACAUAGAUUGUCGAGCCAGCUUCUAGGUCAAAACAACCUUUGCUUUCUGUCCUUUUAUCUUCCUCUCUCUCUCUCACUGUCUAAAACACAUGUUAAGUCGCUCCCUUCCCCCUUUUGAAAUAGGAUGGAAUUCCUAAAUCCAUCCUUUUCAAUAAUAAUACUAAUAAGCAGUCAAAAUCUAGAAGAAAACAGAGGAAUAAAAUAAAAAAUGCAUGCGUCUGUCAAAUCAAUGCAGGAGAACCAUGUCUUAUCUGAACUCACAGCAUCAUCAUUGUGCUUGGGUUAGGAAUGUCAUAAUAAGUCGGCAUAAUUGUUAAAGAACGGGUUAUAAAUUUAUUUAUUGGCCCCAAAUCAAGGCCCAUUUUCAAGGUUUAGAAAAUUAAUUAAUGAAUGUAUUCCAGGGAGCCCUCGUCCUCUCCAGUACACUUGCCUAUAACAGCCAUUCUAUGGUUUAAAAAUAUAUAUCUAAAGUCUGUUCCAUCCUUAAGGGAUGCUGGUGAUGAUUAAAUUGGAAUUGUACGCGGUUUUAACUCUAUCUCUACGGGAGCUAUCGGAAUCAGUCACACAUCAGUUCACCCUUUAGUCCUAAAAGUGUCUGGAAAUAAGUUUAGCAUGUUGUCAGUGUCCCCAUGAUCAGUGUUCUCUCUACUAUGUGUGCGUCUAAGCAUGUGUCUCUAAUAUUAACUGGACCUCCGAUGUGUGUGCAGUUCUGUACAUGUUCUCAAAUGUGGAGUAAUGCCAGUGUUUAAUGUGUGUGCACCCAGUCCGUAGCCUCAACCUCUGCUUCCACCAUUGUUCUUCUCUGUGCCUCCACUCUGGACCAACACUGUGACGUGGAGCUGCGGUGUCAACGACUGCAUACAAUCUGCAACUCUGGUGUUCAUUCACGAGCCGCUGCUACUCCUUGCUUCUCUGCAUCGAUCUCCAAGCCUCCACAGCUGUCCACCACCCACAACGUCAACAGCUCUUACUGUGCUGGCUCCCCGAAGCAGUACCAGCUCUGUCCACUGCAGCCCUGUCCCAGGUCCACGGUGAGCUUCAAGCAGCACCAGUGUUCCCAGUUCAAUGCCAAAGCCUUUGGAAGAAGAUACUACCAGUGGAUCCCUCUCUACCCUGCCGACUACAUCAGCAUCUCCAGUAAGCCAUGUGACCUGCAGUGCACCACCACCAGUGGGGAGCGGCAGCUGCUGGUUCCCGCUCACGAUGGCACCUUCUGCCACGACACCGAGUACCAAGGCGUCUGCAUCGAGGGGGCGUGUCAGCCCGUGGGCUGUGACGGGGAGCUGUACGGCAGCCGGGCGGUGGACCGCUGUGGGCUGUGUGGGGGCAGCGGGACAACCUGCCAGCGCAUCUCUGGCUCCUACAGGAAGGCACUGGCACAAAGGAGGUCGGCUGUUCCACAUCAUGCAUCCUUUGAAGGUGACCAGGCUGGGGCUUUCCCUUAUAGAAGGAGGUCGGCUGUUCCACAUCAUGCAUCCUUUGAAGGUGACCAGGCUGGGGCUUUCCCUUAUAGAAGGAGGUCGGCUGUUCCACACCAUGCAUCCUUUGAAGGUGACCAGGCUGGGGCUUUCCCUUAUAGAAGGAGGUAGGCUGUUCCACAUCAUGCAUCCUUUGAAGGUGACCAGGCUGGGGCUUUCCCUUAUAGAAGGAGGUAGGCUGUUCCACAUCCUGCAUCCUUUGAAGGUGACCAGGCUGGGGCUUUCCCUUAUAGAAGGAGGCUAUGUGUUGGUCACCCACAUCCCAGCUGGAGCGUCAGACAUCCAGAUCAUCGAGAGACACAGGACGGAGAACAUCCUGGCCCUCUCAGAUGAAGCGGGUCACUUCUUCUUCAACGGGAACUCUGUGUUCGACAACCCUCAGAACUUCCACGUGGCAGGAACAGUGAUUAAAUACCGACGUCCAAGCAGCGUGUUCUCUGACGGGCUGGAGUACAUCCUGGCCCCGGGGCCCACCCUGCAGGGCCUGAACGCUAUGUACUACAACCUGAACGGGAAGCUUCCCCACAUCACCUACGAGUACACCAUCCCCCGCUCCUCCCACCACCUCCCUGCUGCUCCAGGCCCCUCCCACCACCUCCCUGCUGCGCCAGGCUCCUCCCACCACCUCCCUGCUGCUGCAGGCUCCUCCCACCUGAACCUCACCUUCAACCAGGUGGAUCAGCUCAGAGCCACUGAUGGGAGUGCGACAUCUGUCUAUCAGUACAACAGCCAGCUGGAAGCCGAGGACCAAUCACAGGAGGAGGAAGAGGAGGCAGUCUGGGCAGUCAGGACCCCCAGCCCCCCCCCGCCGGCCGGCAUGCUGGUCUACCGAGGUGGAACCAGUGAUGUGUUCAGCCUCAACGAGGUGCAGCCGGGCCCUGCUGUGCCUGCAGGCUACCGAAGUUCCUCAAACUCCAUUGACGAGCCCCACACUGCCGAUGACAUCACCCUAGUGCACCCCCUGCUGGGGAGUCCCAGUGUUCAUUCUGCAGCCCAGCAGCCAGAAGACGCCCCCUAUCUGCUGCUGGAGGACUUGCACUACAACCACACACAUUCCAACACACACUCUGUGGACGGCCCGCUGACUGACCCACCAGCAGACACGGCUACCGACACACACUCUGUUACGCACACAGACACACACACUGCCAUCCUGGUGCAGGGGCCUUCAGUCCAUGCAGCCGGCUCAGAGAGUAAUGACUUUGACGUGGGUUUGGAGCCAGAUGUUAGUCUGGCGGACAUGUAUCGCUGGAAGGUUUCUGCUUAUGCUCCCUGCAGCUCCACCUGUACGACAGGUAUCACCACCAGCUAUGCCCUUUGCGUCCGAUACGACGGCACUGAGGUGGACGACAGUUCCUGUGACUCGGUGACCAGACCUGAGCCCACACACGAGUUCUGCACCGGGAAGGAAUGUCCUCCAAGAUGGGAGACCAGUGGGUGGAGCGAGUGCUCUCGGACCUGUGCCGAGGGUGUUCAAUACCGGACUGUGCGCUGCUGGAAGAUGCUGUCGCCCGGUCUGGACUCAUCCGUCUACGAUUCACUUUGUCUGUCACAUGACCUUCACAAGCCAGCCAAUAGGAAGGUCUGCCUCGGCCACAGCUGUGGACCCCAGUGGGAGGUGUCCGAGUGGUCCGAGUGCUCGGCCCGUUGUGGCUCUCGGGGUGUCCGCACUCGGGAGGUCCGUUGUUCCAUGGAAAUGAGCCUCUGUAACAAGUCUUCUCAGCCAAUAGAAAGUCAGGAUUGUGAAGGCCCGCCCUGUGACAGGAGAUGGACAGUUUCUGACUGGGGACCGUGCUCCGGGGUGUGUGGAGAGGGGAGGAUGGUGCGUGCGGUGACGUGCCGGUCGUCAGGUGGGGUGGUGAUGUCAGAGGACCAAUGUGACCAGCUGCUGCGCCCGCUGGCCAUCUACCCCUGUGGCGACAGAGACUGCGCCCCCCACUGGGUGGAACAGGAAUGGCAGCAGUGUAACGCUACCUGCGGCCGCGGCGUGCGCCGGCGUGCGGUGGUGUGUGUGGGCCUGCAGGCCGGCGUGUUCAAAGAGUUCCCAGACGGCAGCUGUGACGACACCAACGCACCAGAGACCAGCUCCUCCUGCUUCCAGAGACCCUGCUCCAAGUGGUUCACCACGGCCUGGUCUCAGUGCAGUAAGACCUGUGGGAGGGGCGUCCAGGUUCGGGAAGUGAAGUGUUACCAAGGACAGGAGGUAGUAACCAGGGGCCACAGCUGCAACUCCGCCCACAGGCCAGAGGCCAGACAGAGCUGUGAGGCCCAGAGCUGUCCCACAGCAGCACCGGGUACAGAAGCAACAGCUACACGUCAGUGGAGGAUCCUCCGAGUCCAUGUCCAACAUGUUUCCUCCUCUCUGGUGUCUCCAGCAGCGGCCGUCGUUCUAGAAGACUCCUGCCAAGACAAGCCAACAGCCAACUGCGCCCUGGUGCUGAAGGUGAAACUGUGUUCCCACUGGUACUACAGGAAGGCCUGCUGCCAGUCCUGUAGGGCACCGAGACCCUGAAGGCAUCACUGUGACCCCUCACCUCACACAUUACAUUGGUGCUACACACAGCCUGCUGCUAGCAAUGUAAGGCCAGACUACAGUAACUGUGACCUUGUGACUCUUACUCCUCUCACUGAGGUCAAAGGUCAACCUGUGGUCACUGGCUUCACCUUCGACCUGUCCAUGUUAGACCUAUACCCUAUCACCCGCCCUGUGUCCAUCACUUCAUGUAACUCCCCUUCUAUUCUCUUUGUGAUGCCACCUGUAGUACCCGUCUGUAAUCCAGUCUUCUUAAAGGAACAGUACGGAUAUGUUCCGGUGGGUUUCCAUGGCGUCCUGUUCCAUACUCAGUGUAUUUCUAUAGUAGAUGGUAGUCGGCACACUUCAGGUGUGGAGCAGAUGUUCUGAGGAGCUCAACAAUACACAUGUUCCACCUGAGCCGCCACGCUGACAUCACGUCCAUCGGGUCAAAUGAACUCCUGAGUUGUUCCUGAUGUGCAGCUCCUGUGUGGGCAGACGUCAUGUUGCCCCCCACACACACACACACAGUAAACACCUGGAAACACGUGCAGGUACAGCCUCCAGGUGUCAGUCAAUGGGCGUUCACCACUGGAGAAGUACCAACACAAGGCCUCUCAUCUCUCAGAGUGUUGUUUACUGUUCUGCUGUAGUUGUUGUUGUUGUCUCUCAUAAAGAAUAAAGCUCCAGUGUUUGACACCUG